AUGCGAGGGCUUUUCCUGUUCCUGAAAUUUUCUCUUGCCGGGGCGGCAGCCAUUGGAAUCCGCACUGAUACUGCCGACCAGUGCCCAGGCUAUAGUUCAAUAAACAUCAUUGAGAAUGCUCACUCUCUAACGGCAGAUCUAGUCUUGGCUGGUGACGCUUGUGAUUUGUAUGGAUCGGAUUUGCGAAAUUUAAAGUUACUCGUGGAGUACCAGACUGAUAAUCGGCUUCAUGUUAUUAUCCACGAUGCCAACGAAGAGGUCUAUCAAGUUCCUGAAACUGUUCUACCUCGCCCAUCUUCCUCUCCCAAGGCUUCAAGUUCUCAUCGUGGUAACCCUGCUAUCCGCUUCGAUUAUCAACCACAACCAUUCAGCUUUAGAGUUCUACGCGGAGACCAAAUCCUCUUUGAUACAACAGAUACCAAUAUUGUCUUUGAGAGUCAAUCUCUUAAUCUUCGGGCUUGGUUACCGGAUAAUCCAAAUCUAUAUGGUCUAGGCGAGCAUUCUGACUCGCUACGCCUACCAACGACAAGCUAUACACGUACUUUUUGGAGCCGUGAUACGUACGGUAUUCCAUCAAAUACAAAUCUAUACGGUAAUCAUCCUAUUUAUGUGGAUCAUCGUGGUGAUGCAGGUACCCAUGGUGUGUUCUUCUUAAACUCCAAUGGAAUGGAUAUAAAGAUCGAUACGCUUUAUGACGGAAAGCAAUUCUUGGAAUAUAAUACAUUAGGUGGUGUCAUUGACCUUUAUUUUCUGGCUGGUCCUACCCCUAAGGAUGUCAGUAUGCAGUACGCCGAGGUGGUGGGCUUACCAGCCAUGCAAAGCUAUUGGGCCUUGGGUGCAUGUUAUGAUUUUGGGUUCCAAGAUGAAAGAUGUUCCACAACUGAUUGUUCUUUUUAG
Molecule: messenger RNA, 897 nt
Organism: Penicillium angulare
Lineage: Eukaryota; Fungi; Ascomycota; Eurotiomycetes; Eurotiales; Aspergillaceae
Product: CAZyme family GH31
Exons: 2
Coding region: 1-897 (298 amino acids)
Biological process (GO): carbohydrate metabolic process
Molecular function (GO): carbohydrate binding; hydrolase activity, hydrolyzing O-glycosyl compounds
Source: RefSeq, a predicted model, not a curated record